AUGACGGCGGAACUGUGUCUAUGUUUGAAACUGUUAGAAGUCCGAGUUCCUCAAUUGAUAGACAUAAGGGAAGAAGCCAUAUUAAAAUGUAAAUUCGAUUUAGAAGGUGAUGAAUUAUAUUCCGUUAAAUGGUACAAAGAAGAAUUAGAAUUUUAUAGAUACAUGCCGGAUAAUAAUCCGAAAAUAUUAACUUUUCCAGUGGAUGGCGUUCACGUUCUUGAAUCCAAAAGCAAUGUAACUGUGAUAGCAUUAAGUCCAUUAGACUAUACGACGAGCGGAGUUUAUAGAUGCGAAGUAUCGUCCGAACGUCCUCAUUUCAAAACCGUUUACAAAAGUCAAAACAUGUCCGUCUUAGGGCUCCCUAAAACCGGACCCAUCAUCGAAGGCGUGAAAGAAACUUAUUUUUUAGGAGAUUAUAUCACCGGUAAUUGUACUUCCUCUCCGUCCAAUCCGCCGGCUCAAAUUCAUUGGUUUAUCAACGACAAAAAGGCAGAGGAUUGGCUUUUGGAAUAUUAUAAUCCGUCUAAAAAAAAAGAAAAAUAUAAUUUAGAAUCGAGAGUUUUAGGUUUGAGAUUUCAAAUCGAUAUAAAUCAUUAUCAGGGGAAAAGUCAAACGUUAUCACUGACGUGUCAAAGUUCGGUCGGUGGUAAAACUAAAACUCAAAGGAUAAACGUUAAUUUAUUAAGAAUGAUGACGAAUCAGAAAUUUGCUCAGGAACAAAUCAACAGUGGAGGGAACGCAUUCGGAAGAAAUUUAAAAAAAUUAUUUUCCUUGCUCUUCAUUGCAUCCUUCAUGAUAUUAAUAUAA
Pediculus humanus corporis (human body louse) is the source of this 807-nucleotide messenger RNA. RefSeq names its product beat protein, putative. Bases 1 to 807 code for a protein of 268 amino acids. The record is from RefSeq and is a predicted model, not a curated record. NCBI's taxonomy places the organism in Eukaryota, Metazoa, Arthropoda, Insecta, Psocodea, Pediculidae. The transcript has 6 exons.